Silurus meridionalis is the source of this 3391-nucleotide messenger RNA. RefSeq names its product nicotinamide phosphoribosyltransferase 2 (gene nampt2). Lineage: Eukaryota; Metazoa; Chordata; Actinopteri; Siluriformes; Siluridae. The record is from RefSeq and is a predicted model, not a curated record. Gene Ontology annotation, biological process: NAD+ biosynthetic process. Gene Ontology annotation, molecular function: nicotinamide phosphoribosyltransferase activity.
UCCAGCGAGUCCUCAUAUGUUUCAACGUGCGUAUUCUCCACACGCACACACACAGCGAGGAAACGUGUGCAUCUGCGUUUUUAUUUUCCCCAAGUGUUAUUUCAUUUUAGUUUUCUAUUCAAUCUAUUAGUAUUUUGUUAUACUAAAUAUACAGACAUGGCAGCUCCAGAGUAUAAUUUUUUACUCGCGACGGAUUCAUACAAGAUCACACACUACAAGCAGUAUCCUCCAGACCUCAGCAAAGUCUAUUCUUACUUCGAGUGCCGGCGCAAGAUAGGAGCCCAGUUCAACGAAGUGGUGUUUUUCGGCCUGCAGUACCUUCUGAAGAAAUAUCUCGCAGGAUGCGUGGUCACAGAGGAGAAGAUCCAGGAAGCUAAAGUUUUUUACCAGAUGCACUUCAAGCAGGCGGUGUUUGACGAGGAGGGCUGGAGGAAACUGCUGGAGAGAUACGACGGCCGCCUUCCGAUCCGCAUCAAAGCCGUUCCCGAGGGGAAGAUCAUUCCCAGGGGAAACGUCCUGUUCACUGUCGAGAACACGGACCCAGACUUCUACUGGCUCACCAAUUACAUAGAGACCAUGCUGGUCCAAAUGUGGUACCCCAUCACCGUGGCAACCAUCUCCCGGGAGUAAAAGAUCCUUGCCAAGCAUCUGAAGGCCACGUCGGGAAGUUUGGAGGGGCUGGAGUUCAAACUGCACGACUUCGGCUACAGAGGCGUCUCCUCUCAGGAGUCUGCAGCGCUGGGCGGAGCCGCACACCUGGUGAACUUUUCCAGUACGGACACGGUGGCAGGAGUCCUCAUGGCUCAGCAUUACUACAGCUGCCCCAUGGCUGGGUUUUCUAUACCGGCUGCUGAGCACAGUACUAUCAUCUCCUGGGGCCGGAGCAGAGAGAAGGAGGCGUAUGAGUACCUGCUGGACCAGUUCCCGUCAGGCCCCGUGGCGGUGGUCAGCGACAGCUACGACAUCUUCAAGGCCUGUAAGCACAUCUGGGGAGAUAAGCUGAAGGAGAGAGUAAUGGAACGCAGCGAAGACUCCAGCCUCGUCAUCCGGCCUGAUUCAGGAGACCCCACAGAGACACUGCUGGAGGUGAUAAAGAUUUUAGAGGAGUGUUUUAGCUGUUCUCUGAACUCUAUGGGCUAUAAAGUGCUUCCAUCAUACGUGCGCAUCAUCCAAGGCGACGGGAUCGAUCUCUGCUCAGUCGAGACGAUCCUGAAGAAGCUCAACGACGAAGGCUGGAGCGCCGAGAACGUCUUCUUCGGCUGUGGAAGCGCCCUGCUGCAGAAGAUCAACAGAGACACACUGAACUGCGCCUUUAAAUGCAGCUACGUGGAGAAUAGUGGGAAGGGGAUGGACGUGUAUAAACAGCCAGUAACAGACCCAUCUAAGGGAUCAAAACGUGGGCGUCUGUCGCUGAGGAGAAACUCAGAUGGGUUUAUAGAGACAGUUGAACGAGGUGCAGGCAAACCUGAGGAGGACAUGCUCGUGACCGUGUUUGAGAACGGGACCAUACUAAAGGAGUACUCUCUGGACGAGAUCCGGAAGAACGCCCAGCUCUGGGAGGAGGACCUGAGCCUUGGGCAGCACAACCAGGACCACAGCGGCACGCUGGACAUCCACCAGGAACACAUCAGAAAUGGCUUGCACUAAUCACGGCGCCACCCUCUGCCCACCAACGGACCAAUCGAUCCCAUCAAACCCCAUUCUUUUCCCACGUAUCAUAUUCUCUGAACCGUGUUCUCAUUUCCCACAAUUCCUUCCGUGUCCAUACGGUCGGCGCAAAAGAGUCUCUGGAGUUUUUAUUUUUAACUUUCAAAUCGUGUUUUUAUCUUUUAGGUUUUUCCUAUAAAUAUACCAAAACGCUCGUUCAUACUGACAACGUACUAAUGUGGAAAGAACCACAUGUGGUGAACAUUAGCACUAAAUUUUAUUUGGGUGCUCGUGAAGUGAAACUACAUCCAGUUCAUCGUACAGCCAUUUAAAAUCGAACAUUUUAUAAUCUCUUUCCAUCGCUGUCUAAUUAACAUAUUUUCUUUUUUCAGAUAUUUUCAUUAUUUUGAAAUCGUGCUAUUGGUGCUUGUAGAACACACAUCAUUAGUGUAUUUACCAGCAGGGCUUUCUUUUUCUCUCUCAGAUUUUUCGCACGAUUUUGUUGAAUUUUUUUUUUCGAUGAAUGAAUCUUUUCUUUUUAUGCAGAUUUUACAAAUAAGUCAAUAAAGCCUACGCACCUAUAAUAGUGGUGCGGUAUGAAAUAUACGUAUGAACGCAGGGGAUACGGGAACACGUUCGCAUCGUUUUUUUUCCGAUUUCUCUCUCUGUCGGCGUUUGGUCAGCGAUCGUGAGCAGUAUGUGCACUAUUACAAAACCAUAUAUGCAGGAGGCUCUCUGGGUUUCUCUGUGGCACCCGAAUAGAUGAAAUAGAUUGGGGUAUAGAUGCUGCAUGAAAAGCGGCGGUUUCUAUAAAGCCACACGUUUAAUGACGUGUCUGAAUACGCUAAUGCGUCUAUGCACGUUGUGGAUGAAAAUGCACAAAUUUGUCCAUUUCUCAAAUUCGCCACAAAAAUGCCAUUAUUUUUCUGGGCCCCUGAGCAUGGCCCCUCAACCUCAUAGGUGCUCAGUUGUAUGAAUGAGAUAAACGUCGCUCUGAAUAAUGACGUCUGCCAAAUGUGGUGAAUGUCCCAGCAUUUAUUAGCAACAGAAAUUCUCCAAAUGUAUGAUUAUUUAAUACGUUUAAUACAAUUUUAUACUUAUUAUAAUAGUAAACAGUAAUAAUUAAUUGAUUAGGAAUGGAGAGACUCAAUAAUGAAUCGAUCCAGAAUUUCAUGUUUGAACCAAUACAUAGAAAUCAGCCUGUUAUAAAUUAGUGCAUAAGGAACACAGUGCAUUUUCAUCAAUAAUGUAUUUAUACGUGGUGCAUAACGCUUUAGGAAUGAAGACGCAUUAUAAAGGUGUGUCAUGUCGUUAAUCGUAAACGUGGCCUUUUAUAGAAAGUGUUGCUGGCCUUUCUUCCUCACACUAAAUCAGUAGAACUGAGAAUAACGUGUGUGUUUGUGUGUUUCACCAAGUCCUAAAACAGAGUGAAUUUUGGCAACAUGUUGCUCACACUGCCUUAACACUCACUCGGGGGUCUUGGGGGGUUUUUUGUGUAUUUUUUGUUCUUUUCUCUCUCUCUGUUUUUUUUUUUUUUUUGCUUUUGCACUAUCAAUUUCCCCCACGGGUGACUGCACGGUGCUUUUCAUUGUGUCCUCCAUCCAGCCCAAGUGUGCAUCAAGUGUGUUCCGGUCUGUUUGGUGGGAACGGCGCACUUUUCUCGUCGAUUCUGAACGUCGGAAAUGAAGCAGAUAUUGACCCUACCUCUUUUUUUUUUUUGUCACAAUAAUGCUGUUUGGUAAAA